This is a messenger RNA of Rosa chinensis, 1071 nucleotides long. Its product is annotated as Golgi SNAP receptor complex member 1-2. Gene Ontology annotation, biological process: vesicle fusion; endoplasmic reticulum to Golgi vesicle-mediated transport. Gene Ontology annotation, molecular function: SNAP receptor activity. The record is from RefSeq and is a predicted model, not a curated record. Lineage: Eukaryota; Viridiplantae; Streptophyta; Magnoliopsida; Rosales; Rosaceae. The coding region runs from base 182 to 904 and encodes 240 amino acids. Gene Ontology annotation, cellular component: Golgi membrane; Golgi medial cisterna; cis-Golgi network. The transcript is spliced from 6 exons.
UGCAAAGCAGAAUUGAAACUCGAAAAUCUGGAAAAUGUUGUGUUGAAGUUAACUGUAAAUAACUGAAGGGUAGAAGCGGUGAUAGUCUCGGAUCAACGAGACAGGAUCCAGACAAGGCGAAACGGGUCGAUCCGGGAUCCGAAUUGGAGAGAGAGAGAGAGAGAGAGAGAGAGAGAUCCAAAUGACGGAUUCGAGUCUGGAGCUACAGGAAUCGGGGUGGGAGGAGCUGAGGAGAGAGGCCCGCAAGAUCGAGGGAGAUCUUGACGUCAAGCUUUCUUCUUAUGCUAAACUCGGAGCUCGGUUCACACAAGGAGGAGGUUAUGUGGAAUCUGGGUCACCACCUGUUGGGUCCAGCAGGUCAUGGAAGUCUAUGGAAAUGGAAAUCCAGUCUUUGCUCGAGAAGCUAUUGGAUAUAAAUGAUUCAAUGAGCCGAUGUGCUGCUUCUGCUACACCAGCUACUUCUGUUACUCAGAAGCUAGCAAGGCAUAGAGACAUACUUCAUGAGUUUACUCAGGAGUUCAGACGAAUCAAAGGGAACAUAAAUUCAUUGAGGGAACAUGCGGAGCUUCUAACUUCUGUCAGGGAUGACAUUAGCGAGUACAAGGCAUCUGGGAGUAUGUCUCCAAGAAUGCAAAUACUACGGGAGAGAGCUGCUAUCCAUGGAAGUGUAUCUCAUAUAGAUGAGGUGAUCAGUCAGGCUCAAACAACAAGGGCAGUCUUGGGCUCUCAAAGGGCGUUGUUUGGAGAUGUUCAAGGCAAAGUGAAGAAUCUAAGUGACAAGUUCCCUGUUAUCCGUGGCCUACUUGGUUCAAUUAAAAGGAGGCGAUCCAGAGACACAAUUAUUCUGUCUGCAGUCAUUGCAGCUUGUACCUUGUUUCUUAUCAUCUACUGGCUUUCAAAAUAGAUAUAUAAAUGAUAUACUGAUACAGAAAAUUAUAAAUGAUGGUGACUCUCUACUCUCUAGGGAAUUUUGCUUAUGUAAUUUCUCGGGAUCAUUUGAGUUUAUCUGUUUAUAGGUUUUGGUACCUAUUCUGGUGCCGUUGCAAUCAGUUACUUUUUGGCUUCUAGAUA